AACGACUACAAACUGAAAUGAAGUGCCCGUACUGUGCGGCGGCGCAGGGGCGGUGCGCCACCACAUCCGCCGGUAGGUUUAUUACGGAGUGCAUAUCCUGCGGCCGAGUUGUCGAAGAACGCCAGACCCAAUCUCACCAUCUCUUCCACAUCCGUGCUCAAGACUCUCCUCUCUGCCUUGUUACUUCCGACCUCCCCACACUCCCCCACUCCAUCACUGAUCAAUCCUCCACCACCGCCGUCCCUGUCUCCGAGGAAGAAGAAGAAGACCCUUUCGAGCCUACGGGAUUCAUAACCGCCUUCUCCACGUGGUCACUAGAACCCUACCCGGUCUUCGCACAAUCGUCUCUCUCAUUCGCCGGCCACUUAGCUGAACUUGAACGGGUUCUCGAAACAACGUCGUCUUCCUCGGCCUCUGGUCCGUCGGUUGUUGUCGACAACCUUAGGGCUUAUCUUCAGAUAAUCGACGUUGCUUCGCUACUAGGGUUGGAUUGCGAUAUAUCCGAUCACGCGUUUCAGCUAUUCAGGGAUUGUUCGUCAGCGACUUGUUUGAGGAAUCGGAGCGUAGAGGCACUUGCCACCGCUGCGCUUGUGCAAGCUAUUCGUGAGGCUCAAGAGCCUAGAACACUGCAGGAAAUCUCAAUUGCAGCCAAUUUACCUCAGAAAGAGAUUGGGAAGUACAUCAAGAUUCUUGGAGAAGCCUUGCAACUAAGCCAGCCAUUAAACAGCAAUUCCAUCUCGGUGCAUAUGCCUAGAUUCUGCACUCUUCUCCAGCUUAACAAAUCUGCCCAGGAGCUGGCAACUCAUAUCGGUGAAGUCGUGAUCAACAAGUGUUUCUGUACACGUAGGAAUCCCAUCAGCAUCUCCGCAGCCGCCAUAUAUUUAGCCUCUCAACUUGAAGAUAAACGCAAAACACAAGCGGAGAUUUGUAAGGUCACCGGACUCACGGAAGUCACUCUUCGUAAAGUCUACAAAGAACUAUUGGAAAACUGGGAUGAUCUUCUUCCUUCCAAUUACACACCCGCAAUACCUCCCGAAAAAGCAUUUCCCACCGCCACAAUCGCUUCAGGACGUUCUUCUUCAACAUCCAGAAUCAACGACGGUAUAGAAGCUGAAAUUAAACCCGUAGAAAGUACCAGUGACCACCCAUGGAAGUUUCCAAGUCAAAGUUCCCAAGAAAUGGAUGUAGAUUGUGGAGUUAUCAUCUCCGAAGAGUUGGAAAAGAAGCGCAGCAGCGGUGGCGGUAAUACGCGGUUUUGGCCUCCGGUGGUUUCUUCUUUUGCUACACCGGGGAGCUCUCAAGCAAAUGCUAGAUCUAUGCAAAAGCCGGAGGUGGUUUCAAGUAUCGGAGACCUUAACAGACAUGGUAAUGAUAAUCGAAGCUAAUAUCUUUUCUGCUAUGCCGAUGACCGUUUGUAGAUUAUGUUAACGUCGAUUUUAUAUUUCGGGUUCUCUUGGAUGUUUGAUUUGGAUUUUAGGAAGUGAAUGGUUGUGUUUUGUUCAAUGGUGUUUUUGUCUUUGUACAUAAAGCUCUUCUUGAAAGCUUAUUGAA
Molecule: messenger RNA, 1551 nt
Organism: Cynara cardunculus var. scolymus (artichoke)
Lineage: Eukaryota; Viridiplantae; Streptophyta; Magnoliopsida; Asterales; Asteraceae
Product: plant-specific TFIIB-related protein 1
Exons: 3
Coding region: 18-1385 (455 amino acids)
Biological process (GO): transcription preinitiation complex assembly; DNA-templated transcription initiation
Cellular component (GO): transcription preinitiation complex; nucleus
Molecular function (GO): TBP-class protein binding
Source: RefSeq, a predicted model, not a curated record